AUGAUAAUCCCAACAAUUCCUAAGAUAGCUGCAGCACCCACUGUUACACCGCCACCAUACAUGGCCCAGCUGAUACCCAAUGAAACGCCAACAAUUCCAGAAGUGAACGAUACAGCGGCGCAAGCUUUCCCAAACAUAAUAAAACUUGCAUUAGGGUUUUGUGAGAUGCCAACCAUUAAUAAGAAUAGAGCACCGAAUGCUGACAAUAUACAUGCGAAGGUGACGAACAAUCGAGCCAUGAUUAUUUUUAUACAUCUACCUAUGCUUGAUGAGGGCACUCCAGUGCAUCCUAAUGGAAAAUUUACACAAGUGGUUGUUACAAACUUCACACACUCUCGCCAUAGACCACCUUCUCCUGCUGUUACGCCGCCUAAUUUCACUACAGCCCUAAAAAGCAUAGACAAUUGUUCCUGUUUGAUGAAAAGAACAUAA
Messenger RNA from Rotaria socialis, 432 nucleotides. NCBI's taxonomy places the organism in Eukaryota, Metazoa, Rotifera, Eurotatoria, Philodinida, Philodinidae. The record is from the annotation of a GenBank genome assembly.